This is a messenger RNA of Gigantopelta aegis, 804 nucleotides long. RefSeq names its product atrial natriuretic peptide receptor 3-like. The transcript has 3 exons. The record is from RefSeq and is a predicted model, not a curated record. Bases 1 to 804 code for a protein of 267 amino acids. Gene Ontology annotation, molecular function: signaling receptor activity; peptide hormone binding. Lineage: Eukaryota; Metazoa; Mollusca; Gastropoda; Neomphalida; Peltospiridae.
AUGUGGUAUUCAGUGAAUGUGCUGUUCGGGUGUUUUCACGCGUGUGUGAUAUUCCACUUUUUGCAAUGUGCUCAACCCUCACCGGAAGUGGUGCACAUAGCCACAAUUCUCCCGAAAGAUGUGCGACGACGGUUUUCUAUCCAGCACGUGCGGCCUUCCAUCGAGGUGGCGCUACAGCACGUGCGAGACUGGAUGUUGUUACCAGGAGUAACCGUUAACGUCCGUUACAGGGAUUCUAAGUGCAAUGCUAAAGACUCACCUAUCCACGCCUUUAAUUUUUACCGCAGAAAGUUGGUGCACGUGUUUAUGGGGCCGGUAUGUGACUACGCCCUAGCCCCUGUGUCGAGAUAUGCCCCCUACUGGAACAUACCUGUCAUCACGGCAGGUGGAUUCGCACACAAUUUUGGUUCGGAAAAAAUAGACGAAUUCUCUUCUUUAACACGUAUUGGCGCAACAUUUAACUCAUUGGCGGUGUCGGUGACAGCCAUGUUGCAGCAUUUUAACUGGUCACGUGUCAAACUGAUUUACGACGGAGAAGGAUACGACGACAUCAUGCCCAGGUUGUGUUAUCUACUGGCGUCGUCGUUGAUAUCGCAUAGAAAGUCGAUGGGGAUGGAACAUGAAUUUCAUUUGUACUUACCAGCCGUACAGACAUUGGAUUACGUAUUCCACAAGCACAUUGGAAACGACUUCAACAAAUCAACUUCUUCGUCGUCGUCGUCGUACGCUCAGACCCCAGUGGCUCGAACAAAAGCUGCUGUUCUACAAGGGGCCAAAGAGUUUUUUCUUCAGGGGUUCAUCUGA